Prorocentrum cordatum is the source of this 1035-nucleotide messenger RNA. NCBI's taxonomy places the organism in Eukaryota, Dinophyceae, Prorocentrales, Prorocentraceae. The record is from the annotation of a GenBank genome assembly.
GCGGUCCUCGCCAAGAAAGGCGUUGAGAAGAACAAGACUGCGCGGGAGUGGCGCUUCGUCCGCGACAAGAUCCGCGGUUUCCUGUCCAACAAGAAGUUGCCAGACUCCGUGGCCAUGCUUGCGGCGAAUUGGCUCACCCAGCUCGGGAUGCCCGUGUCCGAGUACGGCAUCACCAUGGACUAUUCGUUGGUGCCGCCGCACGAUGCCAGCGGACUGACGUUCGCCUCUUUCACAGAGCCAUUCGCGGUCCUCAAGCCGCAGACGGUACCGGAGAAGGAUCAGGGCCAAUUCCAGCGCUGCUUCGCGGACAUCUACAAGAACCACCAGAAGGAUGCAACUUCCAAGAUAUGCGAGGUUCGUGAUUUCAUGAAGACGCACGGGAUGGGUUCGAGCUGGGGGACUGUGCAGUUCACGCCGCACUUCUCCUUCGAUGUCAGCGACACUGAGGGCCAAUCGCAGACCACGGAGCCGAUGGAGGAUCUUCGCAUGGCGGUCUAUUGCCGAAACACAGGCGAGUGGCAGAGCAACGUGCAGUCAUUCCCGUGGGGUCAGGCGCCCAUCUGGGUGCAACAGUUCGUGGGCAUCUCGUUUGUCGCGGUCGCUGAUCCUGCCUGGGUUGCCGAGCAUGUCGAUUUCAAUGGUUACGUGGAGACGGCCGACUCGGGUGCUCUCUACAAGGUCCCGACUUGUAUUCUUCGUGAGGGCAGCGCUCUGUACGUGCCGAUGGGGCACGUCCCCUUCCUGGUGCCCAUCCCGCCGAACGUGAACUGGGACUCGAAGAAGCCGAGCCUCAAGGAUACUGCGAAGGCAACCACUGAGGUCAAGCACUGCGCUUGCUUCGGCGUGUCCUUGUUCUUAGAGGACGGCGUCCUCGAGAAGACUUCGCCGCAGGCGCGCGCCGCUGCGUCUGCAGCGUGGGCCCAGACGAAAAGCUCGCAGCUCCCCAAGAGCAUUCGCACGAACCCCGAGGUCAGCAAGUGGUUCGAGAAGUGCGGCGAGGGCCUGCACGACGAGACUAGCAAGGACUUCGACUAG